Messenger RNA from Fusarium redolens, 1536 nucleotides. RefSeq lists its product as uncharacterized. The transcript has 6 exons. The record is from RefSeq and is a predicted model, not a curated record. The coding region runs from base 1 to 1536 and encodes 511 amino acids. NCBI's taxonomy places the organism in Eukaryota, Fungi, Ascomycota, Sordariomycetes, Hypocreales, Nectriaceae.
AUGAAGCACUUACACUGCCUCUCGUGGGUCGGCCUGUUAGGCUUGGCUGUCCUAACUACCGCAAAAGAUGUCUCUUACGUGACCGAUCUCGAGAUCUUUACCUACUUGGCGCCAUGUGUUUCCAGCGCGAUCUCAUACAAUGUCGGCAUGCAGACGUACUCGACCAUGUGCGGCGACUCGGAGACCGAAUUGCAGAAAUGUAUCUGCUCGACUCGAAUGGACGAAGUUGCCUCAUCGAUAUCGACCGAUAUAGAAUACAGCUGCGGUUCCAGCGCGACGGAAGAUCUGUCAAGUGCGUCUAAGCUGAUGCAGAAGUACUGCAAUCAGGAGGAGCACAUCACUUUUUUCUCGCCAACCAAGAAUAUCGUCGAGGCGUACAUAACAGAUCUUCCUGAGUUGGCGUAUCUUCCGCCUUGCGCGCAGUCGGGAUUAUCCUACGCCGUGGUCAAUAUUGGGUCAUCAAGGUGUCCCGAGGCCGCUGAACUGAAUGCGCCGUGUGUCUGUAACAAGAAAGACGUCGUUCGAGAUAUUACUUCAACACUUAAGAGUGCCGUGAAAUAUUCAUGUUCUAACAACGGAGACGUCACUUCGGCCCAGAACUUCUACAGCGAAUUCUGUCAGAUGAACGACGGCACAACGUCUUUUGCACCACCGAAAGGGCCUCCUGGAGAUACUAUGCCGCAUUUCAAGUCUCUCAAUAAAUGCGCCCAGUCCGGGAUAGCUUCUGCAGUCAUGGAGCAAAGCUCCUGGCUAUGUGGAGAAGGUCCUCAAGAACUGGCUUCAUGCAUCUGCAUAAAAUCAGGGAUGUCAAAGAUCAUAUCUAGCAGUUUGACUGAGCGAGUCAAGGACUACUGCGAUAGUACACACAUUGCCAACGUCACAUCAGCUAUCGAUGUUUUCCGGUAUUAUUGCAGCGCUGCUGAGAGUUUAGUUGUUGCUACCGUCAGCCAGUCCAUCUUCCAAUCGUAUCCGACUGCUAGUUCGGGAGCUGGUUCGGGGACAACAGUUCCAGGAAUGACUGGUUCAGUUGGUGCAACUGCAACUUCUAGUUCUAAUACUGCGAAAGAAUCUGAUCCUGGCCAUGAGGACAAAGAUGAUAGUGAAUCAAAGACGAGUAUCGCGCCGAUUGCUGGAGGAGUUGCAGGAGUUGUCAUAUUAGCCGCUCUUGGCGCCGGACUAUUCCUCUGUAUUCGAAGAAAACGUCAACGUCAAGCCAAAGGCGAAGAACUCUCCAACAAUGCCGACGGUCCUCCAGAAUACAGCGGGCACCCAGAGCUCAUGGGCAAUAGUGCUUAUAUCAAGGGCCACACUGCACCACCAAUUGUUUCCGAACUGUCAUCGACCACUUCUUUCAAACCGGAACUAGGCGGAGGACAAGGCAUUUCAGAACUCCCUCCUAACCAUGCGCCCACAGCUGAGCUUCAAGCUCACCUUGCAAAGUCUAACUGGGGACAUUCACCGGCACAGUCAGAAUAUGUGUCGCCAUCAGGGCCUGUGGAGGCUUAUGAAUUGGAUUCUAAUAUACGGGGUCGGUAG